CUCAGGGGGUCCUGUUAGGUACCAUUCCACGUAUCCCCAGUUGUCCUUUGCUGGGAGAAUCCUGUGUAAGGCUGCUGCAGCCAGGAAAAGGUUAACUCCUGCAUUACAACCUCCCCUGCCUGCCUCCUGCACUGCCUCCAUCUCUCCUCCUCAGCGUAUGCUCCUCACACAGAAUGGAUCAGCAUCAGCAUCAGGACACCAACCUGGGACCAGGGGCAGCGACAAGGUGAGGUGAUAGAAAUACCGAAAUUAUUUUGAAAACAGCUCCUAAUCUUCGCUACCUUUGCAGAAUUGAUCGUUUAUCUCAAUAAACAUUGAAAAGACAGCAACCAAAUGAAAUGUUAUCUGUCACCAGAAGAAUCGAACCUCUAACUCCUUAUUGAUAACUCCAAGCCAGACAGACAGACUCCACAGUGCUGAAAGCUGUCUCCACAUAAACAUGACAAAGAUUUCUAACCCAUUUUUAGCCCAGUCAAUGUAAAAUGAAUCAAGGCUCAGUACAAAUUUCCUGGAUCCAGGAGCUGACAAUCUAAAGUUCUGAGACAUCAGCAAGUAAGGGCGUUUGAGGAAACCAAGCACAGAGUCCGAGGACAAUAGCACAGAGAUUAGUCUGGAGAAGAAUGGCUGCUUCGAGAAUCCCCCUGCUGUGACCCUGCUAUAGCAGAAUGAUGGAAUGCCUACAGGAGUUACAGCACCCUCUGCUGGAGAGGUCAUUGGGAGGGGGUAUGAUGACACCUCUUCUCCCUAAAGAGGAUGAUGGAGGGGGUCUGAUUUGGAAAUGUCUCCCCCACCGUGCCCAACCUGGGGCAGAUAUCACCCACCAGUUUCUGGAUCCGGGGAGUUUGCGCAGGACUGCAGACCCCGGGGUUGGUAGAGUGACUGAACUGGCUUUCUGGAGGUCCACUGACCCCCGGAUGUGGAGGGGCAAAGAAUAUAUAGAGACAACAUUUGUAGACCCUCAGGACAGCCCAGAGAUCUGCAGAAAACUGAUCUACUCUCCAGAGAAAGACAUCCACACAGUAUCAUGCGCAGUACGAGAGGAAGACGUUCUCGACAUAGAGAACGACUCGUCUAGUGAAAGUGACACGGACAGUGAAAGUCACUUCUCGCUGUUGCUGCCGCAGGACUAUCUAGGUCUGGCCGUGUUCUCUAUGCUGUGCUGUUUCUGGCCCAUGGGCAUUGCAGCAUUCAUUCUGUCCCAGAAGACAAAUAAAGCGUCGGCUCAAGGUGACUACCACGGGGCAAGUGUGGCUUCCAGACAAACCUUUCUGCUAGCCGUACUCUCCAUCUUCCUGGGAAUCUGUACCUACGUUGGGGCUGUGGUGGCACUCAUUUCUUACCUGUCUAACAAAUCCUCCACCUAGUAGUGUUUACUAUGAAACGACCCAACGCGUUUCGCCCCCGUCUGACUGACACUUUAGGGGGAAAAAUCGUAAUUAAUGCAAUACUCACCUACAUGGUGUCCAAAGAACUCUAUUUCUUUUCCAUGUAUGAUCAUUUUUAUUGUACCAGCAAACACGGACAUGUGCACACAGCGAGGCAUGCCUUUCAAACUUGCAGAAUGCAGAUUGGAUCACCUGCUUUUGUAACACAUUUGGUCAUGUCAAGUGCAGUCCCUGUGGCCAUGUGUGGCUACCAGGCCUCUAUAUGUGGCCACCAUGAGUCGCCCUGGCCAGUAAACUUAUACUCUCGUGCUAUGACCACGUCAGCUGCGACCACGGAUCACAUCACCUUGUAUUACCACACAAGAAGCGCCAGUCUGUGUGUGAUCCGACUGGGAUCGCCCUAAUGUCCACGCUUUAUUUUGGCUUUUAUCUCAUUCAAUUCUUUCGUGGAAUGGCGCAAAGUAUGAUUGA
This is a messenger RNA of Pelobates fuscus (common spadefoot toad), 1856 nucleotides long. RefSeq names its product transmembrane protein 91 (gene TMEM91). The record is from RefSeq and is a predicted model, not a curated record. The transcript is spliced from 4 exons. Lineage: Eukaryota; Metazoa; Chordata; Amphibia; Anura; Pelobatidae. Bases 666 to 1364 code for a protein of 232 amino acids. Gene Ontology annotation, cellular component: intracellular membrane-bounded organelle; membrane.